AUGGCCGACAGCUCGGUCCACUCUCGCCCCAUGGCAGCCCAGGGCGCAGAGGAUGGAGAAAUAGACCUAGAGGACGUUGAAAAUACUGACCCAGACUACGCACAGGAUCGCGAGAACGAUAGCGAGUUUGAGGCGACCGAGGAGGAUUUGUUUCAGGGUGGUAUCUACGAACCAUCCGUCCGGAUUCAAGUCCAGGGGAGUGAAGAAGAGAGUGAAGGGCCGGGAGGCGAUGGAGUGCGCCCACGACCCGGUGCACCCGAAGAACGAGGGUGCAGCAUUCGAAAGAUUCGACUUGGGAACCUCUUUGUCCGCAUGACGCGGAGCACAUCACACCUCGACGACUAUCUGGACGUUUUCGUACUCGUCGUUGUUUCCAGGAAGUCGAAGACCAACCCCAACAACAAGCUGAAUCAUCAGUUUCUUGCAAGGCAUAGGGACUGGCGGCUCUGCGGAAUGGGCCAUGUGUUCCUGUGGCUUUAUUUCAUCUACGACCUCGUUCCUCUGCGCUACGGCCCCGGUAUCGUCGAGCCUCUCGACUUUUCUGAACCGAUCUUGUGGACGAAAGCGCACCUCUUCUUUUCUUUGAAGAAGGGCGGCCAGGGAGAGCAGAAGCAAGACGAGAUGCACUACAAAACGCAUAACACCUGGAUUAAGUGGGCCAUGACGAAGGCGAGAUGGAUUCUGAGCAAGGUAACACAUGCAUUCCGCAGAUCCGGAGCGCAACAACUCCAUGACGACGGUUGCUCCGACAACGAUAUCGGCACUCUGGGCGGAUGGGCGCAGGGGGAGUUGCGGAGGUGUUAUGUGUUCGGCAUACCGUUCAAGCCGGUUUGGCUGCUGGCAGGAUUCAGCGGGGAUCGUGGAGACUACUACAUCGGCAGAGCCCGCGCCAAGCUUCCGCGGCAUAAGGUUAAGGAGAAGGAUGAGUGGUUGCAGCUCUUGGAUCUCUUGAGGCUUCACAUUUUCCCCUGGGUCGAAGAGGGUUGGAAGAAGGUCGAAGAAUGGAACGCUGCGCAGACCGAUCCGCUGAAGAGGCACUAUGCGGGGGCGAGGUUCCUAGACACCCUCGCCAGCAUCGGACGCCUCGUUGUUGCACAGGAUCUGGCUAUGAUGUGGGCGUUCUGCCAUCAGCACGGCGUGAGAAACCCGCGGUGCAAUUGCGAGAGGCAUCCAUAUGUGCAGAUGAGCCCCUUGUGCAACCACCCGCUGUUCCAAAAGUGGGCGUACCUGGUCGCUAUCUCUCACUUCCAGGGCGAGAAGCUUCGGGCAACCGGCCAAACCACCGCCAAAGCAGACGCUAUCUUUCGCACGACCGCAGAAGAGAAGCUGCAUAAGAUGCACCUCACCGCCAAUAUGCUCAGGGAGGAGCUUGGGAUUUUGAGAGGACGUGAAAUGCAGUUGGCGAUGGAGAACGCUGAACUGAGGGAGAAACUCGCCGCUGAGUGA
This is a messenger RNA of Closterium sp. NIES-65, 1446 nucleotides long. Lineage: Eukaryota; Viridiplantae; Streptophyta; Zygnematophyceae; Desmidiales; Closteriaceae. The record is from the annotation of a GenBank genome assembly.